Molecule: messenger RNA, 7090 nt
Organism: Cheilinus undulatus (humphead wrasse)
Lineage: Eukaryota; Metazoa; Chordata; Actinopteri; Labriformes; Labridae
Gene: abrab
Product: actin binding Rho activating protein b
Exons: 2
Coding region: 1216-2445 (409 amino acids)
Biological process (GO): positive regulation of transcription by RNA polymerase II; positive regulation of Rho protein signal transduction
Cellular component (GO): sarcomere
Molecular function (GO): actin binding
Source: RefSeq, a predicted model, not a curated record
AGAGUAAAACAAGCAAAUACUAUUUACAGUACGUGUUUAAUAUUACAGAUUGGAUAUUGGAUUGGGGAGACAUUUAUAUGUACACCUAUAUACACAUUCAUACAUAAUUAUAUAUAUACUGUAUAUAGACAUGUGUAGAUUAUACAUAUAAAUAUGGUUUAUUGCACAGACUACUUGAAGCAGUUUCUGUUGUGGAGCCUAACAGCCACAGGAAGGAAAGACCUGCAAUACCUCUCCUUCACACACUUCGCGUGAAGCAUCCUGUCACUAAUGGAGCUCCCUAGUGCAGUGAGUGUGUGUUGGAGGGGGAAGUCUUUUUUGGAGUUUUAUUAUCCUCCAAGAUUUCUUUUCCAGCAAGACAAUGACUCAAAGCAUAUAGAGCUACACAGAAAUGGUUUAAAUACAACAGGUGAAUGUUCUGGAGUCAGACCUCAAUCCAAUAGAAAAUUUGUGGCUGGACUUGAAAACGCCCGUUUGAUACCCGUGCAACCUGAUUGCUGUUAAAAUGCCUUUCAUGCAGUUUGAAAAACAAAAUUUUGAAUGAAAUACAGACACUUUCUGGAAAAUUCAAAGACCAGCAUCACUGUAACUCCCCAGUUACAUCCAGUUUAAAUGCAAAGCUAGUCAAAAAGGCUGCCAUAGUCCUUCUAGUGCUAGUGCCACCAAGUACUAACUUACCAUUUGUUAGAGGAUGAGUGUUAUUUUUCAAAGUUACAGUCUCAGUUUUCUCCGCACUGCUGUUUUCAAAAAACGGUUGUGUUACUUUUGAACACAUCUUCACAACUUUUGUGACUCUUGAUGUGUGUUUGCCCUUUCCAGUUAAUAAGGGAUCUUGAGUAUCAUGUGGAAUGUCUUUGAUGCUUUUUUUAUAUCUCUACACUUGCUAAUUGAGCUUAUCACCGGCUGCUCCACUGCCCUGUUUACCUCCAGUUAAAAGCUCUGUGAUGAAACACGAGUCCAGAGGGGUGACUAGUGUCAGGGAAAGACGAUCAGGUCGGUAGCCUGGGAUGACUCAAAUACUUUCCACGGUCAUGUUAGGGUUUACUCUGCCUUAUUUAGAGCUGCAAGCGCUAAGGCAGGGCACAUUAGAGGGGGUAAGAAUUACUGAAAACAAAGAUUUGUGUUGGGAAAAGAUGAAUAUGUUCAAGCUUAUCUGACAGCUGUGAAGGAGGAUCGCUUGAUUGUGCCUACAUUGAAACAUUAAUUCAGGUAAUUAUGUCUGACAAACCAUCUGACCAAGCCUCCCAGAGGAAACCGUCUACCAACAAGAACAUCAAGAAGCUCCGCACCAUCAGCAUGGUGGGCAGUCUGACCAGCGGCUGGCAGCAGUGGGUGGCACAGAAUGAGAAAAAGCAGGCCAGUGAACCCAGUGGUUGGUGUCCCACCUCACUGGGAGGACCAACAGAGGAACGCAAAAUGAAAUGGGUCCCAAAGAAACCUCCUCCACCUCAGAGCCAGCCAGCAGAAACCCCUCACAUCGUCAGUUCUGGUGAGCCUCAAAAGACGCUUAUUCCUGAAAAAAAGACCCAAGAUGCACCCAAGACCGAGGAAGUUGAGGACUCAGCUGAAUCAGUUGUAGCACCUCGCAUCAAGGUUAAACAGGUGGUGAAGACUGUGAUCAGCGGAGUUCAGGAGAAAGGUGCAGGUGUUGGGCUCCUAACAGAGAAGAUCAAGAAGGAGUCCCUGCCGUCUGACAAGGAGAUUGACAGGCUUCUGAAGAAGAAGAGUUCGCCCACACGGAGAAGAAAAUGCUCCAACAUGGUGUCAUCUCUGACCAAAAGCUGGAAGCAAGUGGAGAAGGAGCAGAAGACUGGAGGGAGAGUAGACAGCAGGCACUCAGAGACAGAGAAAGAGAGAGUGGGCGCAGAGGGGGCUAAAAUAGACGGGACGGGCUCUUUGAAAGAUGACACAGAAGAAGAGUCUGAGUCAGCUGUCAAGAUUAAAAGACCAUCAGUCCCAGUGUACAAAAAGGAAGCCGAGGACGCCAACAAGAUCAACACCCUCUCCAAGAAUUACAGCGCUGUUGGAAACCUCAAGAGCCGCUGGCAGAACUGGGCCUCAGAGCACACCAUCAACCAGAAACUAAACCCCUUCAGUGAGUAUUUUGACUAUGAUUACUCCAUGUCGCUCCGCCUCCAGAAGGGACAGGAGGGUUACGGACGUCCAAAAGAGGGAACCCAAACAGCGGAGAGAGCCAGACGAGCAGAGAAGCACAUCCACCGUGAGAUCGCCGACAUGUGUUACGUGAUCAGGACGAUGGCCGAUCCGGACCCAGACGGGAAGACCCGGGUGACGUUUGGACAGCUGUUUGACAGAUAUGUUCGGAUAUCGGAUAAAGUGGUCGGGAUUCUUAUGAGAGCAAGGAAACAUGGGAAGGUGGCGUUUGAAGGGGAGAUGCUGUGGCAGGGCCAGGAUGACGGAGUGAUUAUAACUCUGCUGGUGUGAUGUUAACACCUGGGUCAAAGGGGCACUGGAAAUCCUCUUACAGCUACUCAGCUGCUAUGAUUGAACUUGAGGUCUAACCUCGGUUAUGCUAGAGCUGGGCUAAGACGGGGAUUUAAAACACAACUUGACCUGGGUCUUUCACUGGACACAUGAAGAAUGUGCUGAAGAGACUGAGCUUGAAUAUUUAAUAAUAUUUACAACACCGGUACCAUUAAAACACAGCAAAAGACAUUUAAAAUGAAAUAUAUGGAAGUAUAAGAUCUUAAGAAACAUAAAGUGACAUUUAACAAAACAGAACUUAAAUAUAUUGACAUUUGGGCUCCAUAUUGAUUCGGUGGGUAGCUCUAUGGUCUCCCAGCAAAAAGGUUUCUGGUUAAAUUCCAGUCAGACUGAGCCUGGAGUUUAUUUGUUUCCUCUGUGUAUACAGUGGCUUGCAAAAGCAUUCAUACCCCUUGAACUUUUUCACAUUUCUUCAUGGUACAACCAGAAACGUACAUAUAUUUUAUUGGGAUUUUAUGUGACAGAUCAACAUAAAGUGGCGCAUAAUUGAGGAGUGAAAGUAAAAUUAUACAUGGCUUUCAAACUUUUUUACAAAUAAAAAUCUGAAAAGAGUGGUGUGCCAAAGUAUUCAGCCUCCAGGAGUCUGAUACCCAUGAAUCAAAUCCAGUUCAGAUAGAGCUAAACAUUUGAGAUCAGCUUCAGUUUAUGUUACAAUAAAAGCAUUUUCACUGUGAUCCCCUUAUGCUAGGGGAAAGAAGCAAAAUCUAAAGUUUUCAAAGCAAUACACAGCAACAACAACAUAAACUGGUGACUAAAGAAUUCAAUGGUAGGGGCAGCGAUAAAAAUGAAGAAAUCUAUGUCAACUGACGGGGAGAAUAAUGACUAUUUAUCCAGACGUACCAUCAUUUUUUUUACGCCAGAGCUAGCAACACUGCUGCAUUAGUUAAGGAUACUAACUCGCUAACAACUGCUCUCCUGGUUCAUGUUUUUUCUGAAAACUACUGUUGAAGCCAUGCAUUUGUUUCAAAUGAUUUCACUGAGUGGGGCGUAUCAUACUAUAGCACCAAUGCAGUUGGAUUGGUGUUUUAUGUUUUGUUUUUUUGUAAAAUAGGGCCAAAUGCCCAGGCUUUUUUUGGGGCAGAAUUGAGUAUGUAGCUCUCCUGAAACAUUUGUUAAAACUGAGUUUUUAUGACCCUGUGAGAACAUCAAGAAGCUUUCUUUCCAGAGUCACUGAAAAGCCCAUGCAAUCAAAAGAGGAAAUUAGACUUUAAAUGCUUGAAAGAGUUAAAAAGGGCAAUAAAAGCACAAAGAAAUGAACAAUACCAGGCAUCUGCAUCCUUUUUAAAAGAAUUCAUUACAUUUUUUACCUUUUCUUAUAUAUAAGUGAAGACUUUUUGGUCAAUGUGGUGAGUAUUCAAGUUGUAGAGGUCAUAAAAAUGUUUAAUAAAAUCUGCUUAAGAUGAAAUUCGGUAAACAUGCCGAUCAAAGAUAAAAAAAGAGACCUCAUUUUAAAUUUCCUGCUUCUCACAAACACUUUUUGCUUUAAUUUUAUGGCUUGUAUUAAUGACAGACUUGAUUAUAUGUCAAUGUGCGGAAUGAGCGGAGGCUUUGCAGUGCAGUGAGGCUCAGUAAUUUAAACAGGAAUUGGGUUUCAUUGCCUGAAUACCUGCAGCUCAGCACUCAUUACACUGUUACCAGCACAAUGCAGAGGAACAGAGCAGAGCACAGCACUUUUAGCUCUAACGGCCUGUUACACUGAGACUUUUAUGAUUAAUGUGAAGAGUUUCUAGGACUGUCUGGGGAAAGGGGGAACUUUUCCCCCUCAGGCUGUUUUGUAUGAGAUGAGUUCUUUUUUUGUGUUUAUGUAGAUUCUUACUGUACAAAUUGGCAUGUGUGUAUAUCUUAAGUAUCUUCUGGUAAAUGAUCUGCAUUCUGAUACAGAUUUGACGAUACCGUAUACCACAGCUUUAAAGGUUUCUGUUUAUGUUGCUUUCUCAUGACAAUAAAAAUGCAAAAUGUCUUUUCUUAGCACAUAUCAAAAAUAACUUCAAAUUUAAGAAGGUAGAAUAACUAAUAAACAAUGUAUGUUUUUAUGCCUGCGCUCUAGCAUUAGCCAGUGGAUUGUCCAUCAGCACAUUUGUCUGUGUGUGCAAACAUCAAGACCAUUUCCAUACCUGCUAUUCCAAGAACACUAAAAGAGAUUUUCUUCAAACUUUGCACAAAUAUCCACUCUGACUCAAAGGUGAGCAGAUUACAUUUUGGAGGUCAAAGGUCAUAUGGCCUAAUGUUUAUCCUUUGCUAUUCAAUAUCAUACCUUAAGAUUGAUUCAAGGGAUUUUCUUCAGAGAUGUCCAGUCUGACUCCCGUUGAAACUUAUUUGAUCUGGAGGUUGAAAGUCACUGUCGCUGGGCCUUGUGUCCAUCCCUUUCAGGUUAAUGUGUUUUCUCAAGAACACUUUCGGGGAUUUUCUUCAAAAGUUGCACUAACUUCCACUCUGAUUCAAGGAUGAAUUCAUUAGAUUUUAAAGAUCAAAGGUCACUGUGGUUAUUUUUAUCCCUAUUUUCUAAAUUUCUACAAAUCACACCACUACAGUCCAGCUUUAAGUGUUCACCAGAGAUAAACCUCAAAAAGGCAUGAAACAGCCAGCCAGCAGUUGCAGUUUCUUUAUAAAUGGCAGUCCUGACUGGUGCUUCUGGUUUGGCUACUGACACUGAACAAGAGAAGCCAAAAGCAGAGAGCAAACUCUGCUUGUAACAAAAAUCCUUCCGCAACAUCUUUAUAGUUUUGGCAAACAGAUUUCAAUAGUCAGGUUGCUCCCAUAGACCAAAACAAAAAACACCAAGCCGUCUUGGGGCACACUGUGCAUCUCAGAUGCUCCCUCUUGCAGAUUACUGUGAGAUGCCACCCCCAUGAUAAAUACCAGUCUGGCUUUAGAACAAAUCUUAGUACUGAAACAGCACUUGUGAAGACACUGUAGAUCAAGAAAUCUUCAUUUGUGGAUGCUAUUAUUCUGUUGGAUUAUCUGGUUAAGGCCAUAAGUGUUUUUCUUUCUACCUACAAAACAGAAAUUUCUAUGUCUCUGUUAUUAAUUUUAAAUCCACUGACAGAUGUUUUCACAGGUGUCCCACAGGGCUCAAUUCUCAGACCGUUACUUUUCAACUACAUUCUUCCAAUCCAAACAGUCAUUAACAAACAUUAUAUAUCCUCAUUAUGCUGAUGACACACAGCUUUACAUUUCUGUUUCUUUUGGUGAUCUUAGUUUGGUAAAUGAAUUUCUACACUGCAUACAGGAUGUCAAUAGUUUAAUGUCAAACAAUGUGCUUAAACUGAACUCAGACAAAACUUAAAUAUUAAUUGUUGGCCCCAAAAAUCAAAGAGCAAAACUCUGCUCAACUUCAAUUUCCGUUAAAUAAAGUGAGCACGUCAGAAAUCUUGGCAUCAUUUUGGACUCAACUUUAAAAAAUAUAUAUCCAGAAUCACCAAACCAGCAUUCUAUCAUUUAAAAACAAGUCCAAAACACAGCUGCCAGUGUCCUAAAACGCACUAGGAAAUAUGAUCAUACCACUCCAGCCCCCAGAACACCCCACUAGCUUCCAUGCAAUACAGAAUCCCCUUCAAAGUCCUCCUCCUAGUCCAUAAAGCUCUCAAUGGUUCAGCCCCUGAAUACUUUUCUGACCUGCACACAGUCUACUACCCAGCCUGACCCAACCUGGUCAUGUCGUCAGGGGAAGGUCUUUUAGCCGUACCUCAGUUACUGUGGUCAUUCACUCUGGAACAAACUCCUAAAUGACCUGAGGUCUGUUACUACUUUUUUAAAACUAAACUAAAAACCUAUCUAUUCACCAAAGACUAUGAAUAAUAUAUAUGUGUUUGAGUUUAUGUGAUCCUUGUGUGGUUGUACCCCUUUUUCUUAAAAUGUUAUGCUUCCCACUGUUUAAUUUCUAUGUCUUGUCUGCGAUUUGAUUAUUUACAAGCCUUCUUAAGGGUUUUUUAUGAUUAUGGAAAUAACUGCUUUUACGUUUUUUGACCCUCAGUGUGAGCUUUCCUGUAAUGAAAUGUGCUCUAUUAAUAAAGUUACUUACUAAGGUAAGGGUUACGAUACCAAAAGGUAAAAAUACAAAACCUGAUCGCAAAAUGUUUAAUUCAGAUGAGUAACAGCCUGCUUACAGGGGGAAAUCAUAGAAAGCAUACUCACCUUCUCAAUAAUUGUCUGGUAUGGUAAUUUAGACUCACACUCACGCUAAAAACUACAGCGCAUUGUCGAUAAAUCCUCAGAAAUCAUCGGUCAACCCCUCCCAUCCAUAGACACACCAUAUCAUCGACGCGUCACACAAAGAGCCUUCAAAAUCACCUCGGACCCCUCCCAUCCUCUUCAUCACCUGUUCACUCUCAUGCCCUCAGGGAGGCGCUACAGAUCUCUGCCAACCAAGUCAGUAAGAUUCAAAAACAGUUUCAUCCCCUCUGCCAUAAGAACACUCAAUCAAUCCAUGGACUAAAUAUGCCUUUUGUUGUACUGCUGUAUGUCUAAUGUUUUUGUCUGUUCUGUGAUGACACAGCUGAUGUGAGCAUCCUUUUAAAGUGCUGUUUCAAAAGCAAAUUCCACCAAACUGUUUGUGUUGUCAUUAAUAAAGAUUCUGAUUCUGAAA